AAACGCAGCUGAAAAAAAAAGCACUAAAAGGAAAUGGCCGAUUGACUUUUCUGCAUUUAGAAAACGAAAUUUUGAAUUCUUGACUCUUAUUGAUUGAAAUACUAAAAGUUGAUUCAAAGAUGAGCGAUCGCCACAAAGAGCACAAAGGGUCGUCUCGAUCGUCGCGUGAUGAUUAUAGGAAGGAUAAAGACAACAAAGAGAGUGCGGGACGGACUAGGACGCGGUCACGGUCUCCCAGGCGGAAAAGGUCCUCGCCACCUGUACAAAGACAUGCACGCAAGGAAGAAACCAAACCUCGGGAUAGUGACCUUGAGAAUCAAGAUAGACAAAGACAUUCCGAUGACAGCUGGGAAGAGUCUGAUGAGGAGGUACCAGCACCCCCUCCCCCUCCCCGCAUUAGCAAAAUCACUAUGGGCUUCACAAAACCUAGCACUCCAAUAAAAAUGACCCUCGGAGCUAGUUCAAAGUCUGUAAUGCCCAAGCCUACUGUAGCAUCAGUAUUCAACCAUGAUGAUGAUGAUGAGCCCGAAGAGAUGCCAGCCGAGGCUAAAAUGAGGAUGAGGAAUAUUGGAAGGGAAACACCAACAUCAGCAGGGCCGAAUUCUUUUGGUAAAACAAAGCAAGGCUUCUGUGAUGCCAAGAAAGUGUUUGAGAAGAACCUCAAGGAAGCACUAGAGACAGCUGAAAAGCCUGCCACCAAAUUCCCGCAAACUAUCUAUAAGAUUAAGGGUCCAUGAUAAUUGUAUAAUUCUUAAAUACGCGUCACGAAAGUUGAUAAACAUUAUUCUAUGACUAACUCAUGUAGACAAACAACUGAGAAUUGCAAUCAAAAACCUUCUAGAAUCAAUCUUCAGGCACUCAUCAUGUAAGGCUAGACAAAGCUAAAAUAUGUUACCUUAAUAUGUAGUGUAAGAAAUUCAUUGUUUGAAAUUUGUAUGCAUGCCAACUUACAGGCUUGGCACCAAUGGCCUGUAAGGCAAAAGCUUGACUUAAUUUUGUUUAUAUAUAUUUCUAUAGUUUCGUCCGUUCUACUUUCAAUUUAAUAGCUAAGAAUCUUUGAGAUAUUCACAAACAAAUUGUAGAAACAAUUCUUUAAAGCCCAGGCUUCAAAAUGGUGGCUGGUGGCAUCAAGAUUAUUUGUUUGUUACAAGUUGGAUACAGGGCUACGAUCCAUAUGGUAUUUCUUAAAUUCCUUUUCAAUUUUAACUUGCAGUAUGUUGCCAUUAAGGUUAUUUAAUAACCAAACCUAACCUUACAACUUUCGCGUCGCGUUCUCUUUUACUUUGCAAUAUUAAAAUUGCAAAAAUAAUGUAUUAAUCAAUAGUCAUUACUGUACUACCACUUUUGUAUGUUACAACGACAAUUUUCAUUAGUGCACAAAGGAGUUAUCUAAAGUUGACCAAAAAUGUGUGUGUCUAACACCAAUGAAAUUUAGACCAUGUUGCUUCACAUUAAGAUUUAAAUACAGCAAGCUCAUGCUAACUUGCUCUUAACUUUAAAUGUGUGAAAUAGCAUUGGCUAAAAUAUUGCUUAGCAACAAAAUAGCACUUUGAUGUUGUUAUAACCUAAAAAUAAUAGUAUUUUAGUUCAGACAGAACCACACACAAUUUUCUACUUUCGGUUGUGGUAAUAUGACCUAUUUUAAUUUGGCUGAUUAAUUGUUUGGGGAUUUUUUUGUCUGAACUGACCCUUGAUGGAUAUUACAAACUUAUGCAUUCUUUUUUAUGUUAAUAGACAUUUAGAGUAUUUGAUACACAUGAAUUUUAAUCAAUUAAAUUGCUAUAAAUUUCACAUAGACUGUCAGACACAAAAAUGAGAGCACAGAGAACUGUGUACUAACUAAAGAAAUUUUAUAGCCUUUAUUUUGACACCUAUUAUUAUUAUGAUUUCGACUAGGAGUUUAAAGUGAGAUAACGGCCACAGAUCCGACAGAGCUAUGAAUGGUUGUGGCGUCGAGGAGUAUAGUUUCUCUUUUGCCUUCAACGUACAGUCGGCCGGCACGUCCGGUAUACUAUAAUAUACUCAUUAUACAUAAAGGGCUAAGCCAAUCGAGCAAAUUUUGAUAUGGACUAGAAUUUCCCCGCGUUCAUUAGCUAUUCUUAAUACAAUAUACUCUGACCCUUCACGAUGCAUCGCCAGCUCACGUUUAUAGUGUUUGCGCUUAGCGUUCCUGGCUCGACUUAUAAGGUAGCGUCAUUUUAUGAUCCUUUAUCAAGAAUUUGGUUCAGAAAUGUUUUUUUUUUCUGUCAUCUGCCUAGUGACAUAUUGCAGUCAAGAUGAGCACUUUUUUAUAAGUAUAGAUAAUUAUUGAUAAAUCAGAGCCUGUAAGUACUGUUACAAGUGUCACAUAUGGCCACCAAACUGUCUGAUCACCCUAAACAGAUUAUCUUUGAUAAACUACUUAGAUUCUAUAAAAUCUUGACAGGUUGUGCCAAUUCUAUUGUACAAAAAUCUCUUCUUAAAAUAUUACUAUCCUUUUUCACAAAGAUCCAAUUUUACGACUAUUAGAAAAUUUUCACUUUUCUCUUUAUGGUGUCUAUAUUUUUAAAUGUUGUAGUGAAUGGUAUUGAAUGAAUUACACUAAUAUAAUCACCAUUAG
Molecule: messenger RNA, 2599 nt
Organism: Pararge aegeria (speckled wood butterfly)
Lineage: Eukaryota; Metazoa; Arthropoda; Insecta; Lepidoptera; Nymphalidae
Product: PEST proteolytic signal-containing nuclear protein-like
Exons: 4
Coding region: 120-737 (205 amino acids)
Biological process (GO): protein ubiquitination; proteasome-mediated ubiquitin-dependent protein catabolic process
Cellular component (GO): nucleus
Source: RefSeq, a predicted model, not a curated record